ACGUUUGCUUGAUGAGACAAAAGUUCAGCAGGAAAUUCACGGGCAACUUGAGGAGCUGAAAGAAAAAUUGGAUAACUCGCAUGUAGCAAAAAGCAGCGACGAUGAUAAUCCAGACGAUAUUCUUUGGAAGACGCAGGAUACGACGAAAUUUUGGGUAAUCGUAUCAAUAAUGGGAAUAUCACUUCUUCGUAUACAGCAGCUCCCUCUCAUGAAGUGACGGCGGGAUUGCAAGCAUGCUUUGCAAUGCUAAAUGAUAGUGAAAGCAGUAAUGAUAGCUAUAAAGGUGACACAAAUAAAUUAACGCCACUUGUUGAUGAACUUUUAAAAUUGUUAAGGGUGGUGAAAAAAGCACUUGAAGGCCGAAAACAAUACUUGCAAGCAAGGACUGUGUAUCAGCGAUCGCUGAACUUUAUUCUUGCGCAAUGUAACAAUGACAAUGCUCCCCAAUCAGCAAUAUCAUCGUCCAAUACAACAACAAAAACAACAAAUAGGUCGACCGAUAUCUCAAAUACUAUUGACCGAUUACUACAAACUGAGGCUCCCAUUGAAGAUUUGUCUUCUUAUUUACACGUAAAGAAAGAGGUCGAGCAUAAGAUCAGGAUUCUUUUAAAGCUACUCAAUGUACCAGGACACGAAAUGACAAGAGCAGAGUUGAUCACCUAUAUCAGAAAUUAUGGGAAGACAGAGGACGGUAGCAAAAAGGAGGAAGAUAAUGAGAAGAGCAAGCCUUUAACUGAGCGGUUUAUCAUAAAUGAUGUAGAGCUAGCUUUCAUCAGAUUGGAAGGACGAGAUCUGAUAACAAUGGUUCGGUCCAAAGAUUCAUCAGAUGCUAUUGUUAAAUUGAAUUUUUGAAUCUACUUUUUACAUACCUCUAUCCAUAAUAAAUCAUCAUCAAAUGGCGCUGUUAUUUCCCAAUAGAUCGACUCUAUGAUACACUUGUAUAAAAAAGUGGAAAUAUUAUGCCCGAUGUAUAAAUUCCUGAUUUUUUACGUAUGCGUAUUGAAGUACAGCAUGUAAGUAGUCUGUGUAAGCACAAACA
Messenger RNA from Mycotypha africana, 1039 nucleotides. RefSeq lists its product as uncharacterized. The record is from RefSeq and is a predicted model, not a curated record. The coding region runs from base 244 to 852 and encodes 202 amino acids. The transcript has 3 exons. NCBI's taxonomy places the organism in Eukaryota, Fungi, Mucoromycota, Mucoromycetes, Mucorales, Mycotyphaceae.